UCAGUUAACCCCGUCCCCAGAAUAUUGCGGAAGUGUAUGGAAACGAGACUUAAUGGCAACAGACAAGCUCGGGCCAAAUGGAAAACCGACGGAAUUGUGAUUUUCACCACACAAACCAGCAAUAAUCUGUAGAGGAAAAGGGCAACAGCAGCACACAUUAGCAUUGACUCACUUCCAUGGAUUUAUUUUGACAGUAGUGCCAUCCCGUGGAUAUUGCGUUUACUUCCUUUGUUUUCAACAGGUUGAUGACUUUCCACUUUCUUUUUGUUCCUGGAAAGAUACCGAUCGUUUGAAUUGGAUUGAUAAAACUGCCAGUCAUAUAUUUACUGUAGGUAGCAUUUUUUUUAUGUGGCAUCAGAAUGAAGACUAGGUUUUACCAAGCCAGCCAGGCAUAGGAUUUGGUCGGUAUGCCUCAGUUACCAUCAGGAACUGCAUGCUGCAUCGAAAAAGGCUGCGUAUGAAAUUGAAAACGACAAAUAUGUGUGCCAUUUUCCGAAUCGUGUGACUGGCUACACUAUCUUUUUGGGGGGAAUAAGUUUUGAAACUGUAAGUGUUCUAGAGUUCAUCGAUGGCUACCGUGACGGUUAUGCAUUGUCAGCCAGCCCUGUGGAGACAGAGCUACAGAACUGCUCGCCUUGGCAGCUGUCAUCUACACACCACCAGCAGCCAUGCCUCUUCCAAGGACCACUACAAGGUCCUGGUGCUUGGAGGAGGAAGCGGUGGUAUCACCAUGAGUGCACGGAUGAAGAGGAAGUUUGGGGCAGAAAAUGUGGCUGUAGUGGAACCCAGUGAGAUGCACUAUUAUCAGCCCAUCUGGACACUGGUAGGCGCCGGUGCCAAAAGCUUGGCCUCCUCUGGUCGCCCCACUGCCAGUGUCAUGCCACCUGGUGUCAGGUGGGUGAAAUCCAAGGUUCAGGAGAUCAUGCCGGACACAAACACUGUGAAAACAGACAAUGGCAUGAAGAUCUCCUAUGAAUAUCUGAUAGUGGCUCUGGGUCUACAGCUCCACUAUGAGAAGAUUAAGGGCUUGCCUGACAUUGAAGAUUGGGUCAAAUUUAAGAUUGGUUCAAACUACUCUGUACAAACUGUGGAGAAGACGUGGAAGGCAUUAGAGAACUUCAAAGAGGGAAAUGCUGUGUUCUCAUUCCCCAACACUCCUGUGAAGUGUGCAGGAGCCCCACAGAAAAUUAUGUACCUGACCGAUGCUUAUCUCAGAAAGACAGGAAAAAGGUCUAAGGCAAAUAUUGUGUACAACACAUCACUGCCUGUGCUAUUUGGGGUCAAGAAAUAUGCAGACGCAUUGUGGGAGAUUGUGAAGAAUCGCAACAUCCAAGUGAAUCUCAGACAAAACCUCAUCGAGGUCCGGCCAGACAAGCAGCAAGCUGUGUUUGAAAACCUUGACAAGCCAGGAGAAACCAAAGUGUUUGAGUACGAGAUGCUUCACGUCACUCCCCCAAUGGGACCUGUCUCUGCGGUUAAAGAGUCCUCAUUGGCUGAUGGGGCUGGCUGGCUGGAUGUCAACAAAGAUACCCUUCAGCACAAGAGGUAUCCCAACGUGUUUGGGAUUGGAGACUGCACCAACCUGCCGACAUCCAAAACAGCUGCUGCAGUGGCUGCCCAGUCUAGUAUUCUGGACAGAACGAUUUCAAAAAUCAUGAAGAAUGAAAAGCCAGACAGAAAGUAUGAUGGUUACACUUCCUGCCCUUUGGUGACAAGCUACAACACAGUCAUUUUGGCUGAGUUUGACUAUGACGGACAACCAUUGGAGACAUUCCCUAUUGAUCAAAGCAAGGAGAGAAGAACCAUGUUCCACAUGAAAGCUGACGUUAUGCCCCAUCUGUACUGGCAUGGACUUCUCAAGGGUCUGUGGGGUGGACCAGGACCGUACAGGAAAAUCAUGCACCUUGGGAUGAAAUAGGAUCUCCAAUCAGUUCAGGAGUGCUGUUCCAGUCUUCUACAAUGUAAUAACCACUUAUAUUGUAUUUUAUUGUUUGUCGAUAAUGACUACAAUAACUACUUUACGUAUUGUAUACAAUUAAUCAAGAAACUGACAAAUCUCUAAGCAAAUCAGAUGUAUUACCUUCCUACCUUUGAUGUACCACAUGGCAUGAUGUGUUGUUAGACUUUUGGCCUGAAGGUGUCAAAAUAAUAUAAUGGAUUAUAUGUGGUAGAAUUUAUUAUAAUGGGAGAAAUGGCGAUUUCUCACAAUGCCUACAUUUCAUCAGUGGAUCAUUUAACCACUUUAUACUCCUUCACUACACACAGCUUUACCACUAAUGUUCCAAUCAGCCUGACACUGGCAUAUGUUCUUAUUUUUUCAUCCUUCUACCACUAACUGUGCUGUGAGCUACUUCACUGAGUAAAAUUAACUCACUAUUACUGGGUUGUGUGGUUGCACCAUUGAGCCAUCUUAAGAUGAAUGCAUCAAGUUGCUCUGGGUAUGAAUGUAAGUUAGAUUACUUCAAUAUGAACGCAGUACAAUUGUCACUGAGAAAUUAUAAUAAUUUGAUAUGAGCAGAUGUGUAUUUUUAAUAAAUAUCAACGUUGUGAAA
Esox lucius (northern pike) is the source of this 2552-nucleotide messenger RNA. It is a transcript of the gene sqor, whose product is annotated as sulfide quinone oxidoreductase. The transcript is spliced from 10 exons. The coding region runs from base 569 to 1918 and encodes 449 amino acids. Gene Ontology annotation, cellular component: mitochondrion. Gene Ontology annotation, molecular function: FAD binding; sulfide:quinone oxidoreductase activity. The record is from RefSeq and is a predicted model, not a curated record. NCBI's taxonomy places the organism in Eukaryota, Metazoa, Chordata, Actinopteri, Esociformes, Esocidae.